Molecule: messenger RNA, 1348 nt
Organism: Laetiporus sulphureus 93-53
Lineage: Eukaryota; Fungi; Basidiomycota; Agaricomycetes; Polyporales; Laetiporaceae
Exons: 4
Coding region: 1-1128 (375 amino acids)
Source: RefSeq, a predicted model, not a curated record
AUGCCUGUAGGACCAGCAGACGACAACGGCACCGUGCUCUACUACGAGGACAGCGGUGCCCCAGAAGGCUCCACCGACUAUGUGACUCUCGUUCUAGUCCAUGGGACAAUGUUCCACGGCGCGAUCUUCCGGCGCAUGAUCACGUUCGCAUCUGCCUCCAACGUCCGGCUCGUCCUCAUCAACCUGCGCGACUACCCCGGAUCGACGCGCUACUCGCCAACGGAGCUCGACGCGCUCCGUUCCGCAGAGGUUGACGUACAGGCAGCUGCCAUCCAGGAGCGAGGACUUGAGCUCGCUGCAUUCGUCCGGUGGUUCAUCGAGACGGAACAAAUCCCACCCAUCUCUGACGGGCCAGGUCCGGACACGAAACCAGCAGGAGGCUUUGUUCUCCUCGGAUGGUCGUCAGGGAACUGCCAGACAGUUCCCGUUCUUGCACAUGCUGACAAGGUACCAGUAGAGACGAGGAGACUUCUCGACUCGUACUUCCGUUCACUCGUGUUCUACGACACUUCCCGACAUGCCAUGGGCGCACAGCGCCUCGAGGGGCUCCACAGCCCCUUUCGGGACACGACCUUGACCGAAAAGCAAAAGAUGGCCGCCUUCCCCGCCUGGGUGUCCUCCUAUUUCACACAAGCGGAUAUCGGCGCAGACGAGGACGCCGACUCUCCCGGCUUCGCGGAGAAACUCCGCCAACGCAAACCCUUGCACGAAGGGCAGGCAGACGUCGACGCGAAGUGGACGCCGACGGUGCAGCGCAUGACGCCCGAGGUGCUAGGGGAGGUGUCCGACUUUGACGUGCUGGAGCGCUCGCAGUCCCUGAUCAAUGAGUUUAACCUGGCGGUCUACGGGGAGAACGUCCGUCGCGCGCUGUUUGAGUGUCCCGUCGAGGAGGAAGGCGGGGAGACGAAGGUGAUUUGGCCGAGGGUCAGAGCGCAAGUAGUGUGGUGCGACAUGUCGACGAGCGAUGGGGUUUUCGGUGCCAAUAAGAUCAAGGCUAUAGCAAGGGAGUGGAGAGAGAAGCAGCAAGGGGGUCGGACCGUGGAGUUUUACAAGUUGGAGAAAGCGAAUCAUUUUCUACAUUGGGAAGAGCCAGAGAGGCUCGUCAAGUUCUUGGCCAGCAUCGUGUGAGGAUAAGACACGGUUCUGCUUGUACGAGGUAGCUCCUGCUCGAUAUAAUGAUUCUGCACUGAGCACCAGUCGCAUGCUCGCUUCCGGAAGCGCAUCUUGCACGCUAUGACACUCAUGAACGCUAUUUCGAACUAAGAGAAUGCCUAAAUCCUCUUACAUAUACACACUUUGACUAUGCCUUCUGAGCGAUUCGUGCUGCUUCCCGCCCUGCAUUCCUCCC